GUUGUUAAGUAACGAGAGGGGGAGACAGACUGGAGCGGAGAACGGCCGCCGUACUGCUGGAGCUUCUCAGGGACUAUUAACAGGGAGUGCAACCGACGACUGAGCUAAGAGCUGGGGGUAUGAGAGCCGCCAGAAUCCGCUUCCAUCCUCCACUACCCGGACUCCUGUCCGACUGACAACCAUCGGAUCAGAACCUCCACCAACCCAGCUCUCGGACGAACCUAAUAUCGGUGACAAGUUGGAACCAUGGAGCUGAGAGUUGGGAAUAAGUACCGGCUCGGGCGAAAGAUAGGGAGUGGCUCUUUUGGAGACAUUUACCUUGGUGCCAACAUUGCCACUGGUGAGGAGGUAGCCAUCAAGCUGGAAUGUGUGAAGACCAAACACCCACAGCUGCACAUUGAAAGCAAGUUCUACAAGAUGAUGCAAGGAGGGGUGGGUAUUCCAUCGAUAAAGUGGUGUGGUGCAGAGGGAGACUACAAUGUGAUGGUAAUGGAGCUGCUUGGCCCUAGCCUGGAGGACCUCUUCAACUUUUGCUCCCGCAAAUUCAGCCUAAAGACUGUCCUGCUUUUAGCUGACCAGAUGAUAAGUCGUAUUGAGUACAUCCACUCCAAGAACUUCAUCCAUCGAGAUGUAAAGCCUGACAACUUCCUGAUGGGGCUUGGCAAGAAGGGCAACUUGGUGUACAUCAUUGACUUUGGCCUGGCCAAGAAGUACCGUGAUGCCCGCACACACCAGCACAUUCCUUACAGGGAGAACAAGAACCUCACCGGCACAGCACGCUACGCCUCCAUCAACACACAUCUUGGAAUUGAGCAGUCCAGACGUGAUGACCUGGAGUCUCUCGGCUAUGUCCUCAUGUACUUCAACCUGGGCUCGCUCCCUUGGCAGGGCCUCAAGGCUGCCACCAAGAGACAGAAGUAUGAGCGAAUCAGCGAGAAGAAAAUGUCCACACCCAUUGAAGUUCUUUGCAAAGGAUACCCAUCUGAGUUCUCCACAUACCUGAACUUUUGCCGCUCACUUCGUUUUGAUGACAAACCAGACUACUCCUACCUUCGACAGCUCUUCAGGAAUCUGUUCCACCGACAGGGCUUCUCUUACGAUUAUGUCUUUGACUGGAACAUGCUCAAAUUUGGUGCCAGUCGGACGGCCGAGGAUGGGGAUCGGGAGAGGAGGACGGGGGAUGAGAGGGAUGAGCGGAUCGGAGGAGCCCCCCGGGGGUCUGCAUCGCGAGGCCUCCCUCCAGGACCAAACCCUGGAGCUCCCAACAGAGUCAGGAACGGUCCAGAGCAAGCCAUCUCUAACCCUGCCUCUCGGGUCCAGCAGUCUGGGAACACGUCACCACGUGCAAUUUCUCGUGCAGAACGAGAGAGGAAGGUGAGCAUGCGGCUCCACCGUGGGGCUCCUGCCAAUGUAUCGUCCUCUGACCUCACAGCCCGUCACGACCAAUCAAGAAUUUCUACGUCACAGGUCAGCGUGCCAUUUGAGCACAUGGGAAAAUAGAAUUUUCCAGCUCUGCAUGCAAGUAAAACUGACAGGGCUGCAAGGUAAAUUUGCCGCUACAAUUUAUUUUCCUUUAUUCUUACUUUGUUUUAGUAAAAGAUGAUUGCUAAUGGACAUGUGGGUCUUUGGAAAAGGACAGCAAUUCUUUCAGGAUCCAGGAAAAUACACAAAGCAUUUGUUUUUUUUUGUUUUGUUUUUUUUUUUCCCCCAUGGACCAUCUUACUGAACCUUCAUCGCUACCACAAUAUAAAUGACAAAGCUGCACCUUGACAGUUGCUCAUACCUGCCCUCCUCUUCCUCAAAGCAUUCCCUCAGCACUCUGAAAAAUGUGAAGAACUGUUGGCAUCAAAGGAGCACAAAGGUAUCAGUGACAUGCAUGUGUUUAAUUAAAGGUUGAUAUAGGCUUAAGUUUAAAAAAUAAAAUGUAUUUCUCAAUUUUUAAAAGCAAAAAUAUUUGAUUUUGAUGAAAACAUUGGCAUUCCUCCCUGUUCUUAAAGGGGGCCUAUUAACUUGUUUCCUGCUCCAUAUUUGAAAUCUGGGACUCUACUAGUAGUCGUAACUUUGCAUUAUUCACAGUUCAGAAUAAUCUGUACUUACCUUACACUGGGCCUUGCAGUCUCUCACUUCAUCCCGUCUGAAACAAGCUGUUUCAGCUCCCUUCUCAGCCAACUUUCUUCUGCUUCAACAGACCUGUUCUCCCAAACAGAAGGUCUGAUGAGAUGACCAUACUGGGGUGUCCCCUCUCUGUGGCGAGUAGCGAAAACUGUUUGAAACUGAGCGUUUAGAGCCAUCUGAAGCCUAAACUUUUAGUUCAAAUGGAAUACUUGUACAGACACCGACCUCAUUAUUUGACAUUUUGGCCAAGUUUAAUAUGAACAUCCACCAAUUUAAUACCAUAUAUAUGACAGAAAGUGAGGCAAGGCAUAAUAGGUCCCCUUGAUUUUUUUAUUUUUUUUUUUUUUAAAGAACCGCUUAAAUAUAAAUAAAUGGAGACAUGUAGGUGAGAGGAUAGAAGGCAAAAAGAAGGGUAACUUUGAAAAAGGAAUAGUAAGUGAUGUUUUAGCUGCUGUAAUGUUUCUGGUGAAGUAGCAACUGGUGAUUGCUUGUCCUUCAUCCCUUUUGUGAUGACUUGCUGCCCCUCAUAAUGUAGCCAUAGAAGUCUUCACCACAUAUUUGCCUGUUUUGACUUGUUUUUGUUCAUUUUAUUGUUAGUGGAAAUGGUAAAGCAUGAUGGUAGAUGCAAAGACACACUCUGAAGUCUUGAGGGAAGGUCCUCAGGAAAUUCUCAGCAAACUGAUAUAUUCGACCAGAGACCACAGCUGCCCAUUUUGGCAGACAAAAAGUGGCUACAAUUUUUAUGAUAGUUCUUAAUGUUACCUUUUUUAUUCUUUUGUUAUUGAGGUAAUAAGGGAGUGGGCAGGCUCUUUCAACAUUUGGGAUCACAUUUUAAGGGUGGGAAUGGGGGCAUCCAAUAAUGUUUUUCUGUUUGUUUACUCCAAUGUAAAUAUUUUUUAUUUCAAUGUAAAGCCAAAUGUGGUAAUUUUGUUUUAAAGUGUAAAGUAGAAAAAUGAAUACUAACAACAGAAAUGGGGGCUGCAUUCAGAGUUUGGGUAUUUAAAAUACUAAAUUGUGGGAUGGAUUACUGUUGCUGUGCCAGCUGGGUCAUCCAACAUUUUUGUGUGUGUGUGUGUGUGUGUGUGUGUGUGUGUGUGUGUGUGUGUGAGAGAGAGAGGGGAAGUGUGAUAGUGAAUCCCUGCAAAGAAUAAUAAAUUAACUUUUGUCUUAGUUUGUAUGGAGUUUUUUCAGUCACUGUAUUUAUGUUAAACUGUCCUGUAACUUAUUGGAAGUAAAUUUUUUUUCCCCGUUUAAAGCCUGUCCACCUCCAUCAUCAUAUAAUACUUAGGGCUUUCAAUAUUACUUCUGCAAAAAUGAUAUGCUAAUAGUUUGAUGUCACCUUUUGGAUUUGAACCUCCAGCAACCUUGACGAUGUCAUUAAGAAGAAAGUGUAACUGAUGCAAUUUGCAGGGAUUUGUAUAUAGCAGUGUACUGAGUGUAAUUACCUUUGUACAGGCCACCAUGACCCAGUGGCAUUGUAACUGUUGGGUUGGGGAUGGCAUGGAGGAGGAUGAGGAUAUGGGGAUUUCACUUAUGUAUUGUGUACUGAUAUCAUGUACAGUUCUUAAACACUCUUUAUUUACAGUAUUUGUGUAUAUUUUACGAAGUAAUAAAAAUGAAUAACGUUGCU
Archocentrus centrarchus (flier cichlid) is the source of this 3745-nucleotide messenger RNA. RefSeq names its product casein kinase I. Gene Ontology annotation, biological process: protein phosphorylation. Bases 247 to 1500 code for a protein of 417 amino acids. The transcript is spliced from 11 exons. NCBI's taxonomy places the organism in Eukaryota, Metazoa, Chordata, Actinopteri, Cichliformes, Cichlidae. The record is from RefSeq and is a predicted model, not a curated record. Gene Ontology annotation, molecular function: ATP binding; protein kinase activity.